This is a messenger RNA of Folsomia candida, 5165 nucleotides long. RefSeq lists its product as uncharacterized. The coding region runs from base 3322 to 5127 and encodes 601 amino acids. The transcript has 11 exons. The record is from RefSeq and is a predicted model, not a curated record. Lineage: Eukaryota; Metazoa; Arthropoda; Collembola; Entomobryomorpha; Isotomidae.
GAAGGGUUUGAAGGAAAUUAAAAAUUCCAACGCCGAAUCAGCUACACAUAUCUACUAUAUAUUUAGUUAUUUAUAGUCUAGUCAGUACGUAAGAGUCGCAACUUGGGGUUCAACUUUAAUUGACUUCCGUUGUCCGUGCUAUGAAUUACAUUACGACCUUCUUCCUAGUUGGAAACAAUUGUAGUCUCCCGUCCCGUGCAACUAUUAUUUAACUACAAAACUUGCGAGUUUGGCUAUUUAAAUAGCUUAUCCUUAAUUUAGCAUAAUUAGUUAUAUAACCAACGCACCACGCUCAGAAGCAGCCAUACUUAAAUACUUACACACGUAGGUAUCAUUAUUAAGCGAACUUCUUUUCGUGUGUAAUGGAACUGAUAUUUCAGUCGUAAUACGACAAAAAAUUAUCUGUGCAAAAAGUUUACGUCAAACCCAUUCCAUUCUUAUCUCGUUAUUUGCAUCUCACCAAAUCCAUCAACAGAGGUACCAAGACCUACCAAACAUCAGAAGUGAAGGAUAAUUACGUUUUAUUUAUAUUCGUACUUCUCCAUUGUUUACUCACGCUGUUGAGCUGAGCAAAUUUUGUAUGACACGACUGUCUCAUUAAUGAGACAGUUUUAUUUGUCAGUGCCAAUAAUUAUUGUGGGUGACAAAUAAAAUUGUGGUUUAACAUUUAGCACAAAGAGAAUAUUAGGGUGUAGUGCAAUGGUUGAAUUGAACAUAAAUGAAAUAUUUCUAUCGUAUUUAGGUGUUGGUUCUGUAGUGAAAAACAUUUGGCUGAUUAGUUUCGAAAAUAAUCAAGUAACAAACUGCAUGGUCAAACUAUGCAUAUUUAACUUGGAAUAAUCUCAAGGCUGAAUUUAAGAAGAAAUCAGAUCUAUGAAGGUCUGAAGUAACCAGGAACCGAAAUCGGGAUAGUUUACACGCGGAUUAAUUGGCUUGUCAGUCGAAAAAUACGCCAUAUUACGCAGAGACGACGUUGACACUGAUUUUGAUAAAAAUCCUUUGUUUCCCCACCGUGUCCAAAAUUCCAUCUCACUGCCGACUCCACUGACCACAGGGAGAAAAGUAAAGUUUUUCCUUGCAAACUUUUUACCCAUUGCUGACAAAAGAGGGACAAAAAAUGGCAUCGAUGGAAUCUGGGUCUCCCGUCUCAACCAGGGCAAAAUCAGCUUUGACGCCGCAGGAUCAUAUAACCCGAAGAGCUGCGAGAAACUCUCGAGUUCACUUCGACGAGGACGGGUACAUUCCACAGCUACAAGAAGCUAAUCCAAUUCAAGUACAGGUGACUGGAGAAGAACUCAGCAAAACGAUUGGAGUAUAUUUGGGUUUUCUGCAAGAGGAACACAAGUACGACGUGAAGUUUGCGAUUUUAAACCCCUUGGUUGAAGGCUACCUGGUAAUGGUUACGACAUCUCAACCACCUAAAAAUUCUUCGUCUCAGCGACAAAUGAAAAUCGAAGAAGAAACCACCACACAGGUUGACAUAGGCGCAAAUGGCGAGUCUCGUGGGGAUUCAAAGCAACCUAACAUAUCAUCAUUCACGACAACAUCUUCUAUUCAAAAGAUCAAGCUUCCCGAUAAUUUGGAGCUGUUCAGAAACGGAGAGCUGUGUCAAGUUGUAGAAAUGGAAUGGAGUGCAGCUGGGCUCCAAGUGCAUAUGAAUGUCAUUGUCCCUUCGACUAAAGACCGUCAUGUUUUGGAAGAUACGUUCUGCAUUCGAAGUACUUCAGUGGCCGACCGAUUUGUCCGAGUUAAUGUCGCGGCCAAAAUUAUGGGGAAGACGAUGGGAACACCCACCUUGAAAGACUCCAUAAGAUGUUUAGGUGUUUGUUCCGAAAACCGCGACUCUUCCGAUUCAGAUUGUUCUGGUUCUGACAACGAGAACCAAGUGAAGGAUUCUGCUGCCCUAAAUGCCCAGUCCUAGUUUAUGGAAUCCGUGUGUAAUCCACCCAACCGAGACAAAGUUGUCUCUUCUUACACCUUUUAAGAAAUGCAUGUUUUCUGAGGAAGCGUAGGUAUUACCGAUAGACUAACAAUGUUUGUUCUUUUGAUGGACUCACCCACGCGCCAUCAGCUUUAUCUUACAAAGCAAUUUGUGAUCGUGUUAACCGAAUGGGAUCAAGAAUUGAGCGAAAGACAGGAAGCGUGCUAUAAAUGUUUCGUAAUGUAAUUUUCCUUUACAGUUCAACUUAUUUAAGAAUGCCUUAAACUAUGUUUGCUUUACUUGAAUAUCUACAAAUUACAAUGUCUAUGUAGAAAUACCUCACAUAUCUGCUUAAAUAAGUAUUUAUUGCUAGAAAUUUAAAUAUAUGCAACUUAUACAUAAAUAUUUAUGCAACUAUUUAACAAGACAUGUAUCACAGUACCCUUGAAUUAUUGUAUUGUUAUGUUGAUAGAGUUUUUGAUGUUCAUGUGCAUAUAUUUUCAAAUAACAUAAUUUACAAACGUGUUGGAAAUUGAAAAUUGACUUUUCUUAAUUUCUCGUGGGUAUUUAUAAAAACAUUAAGAAAUAUCUUCAUCAACUUUUAACAACAGCAGCAUGACAUAAUAAAUAAUUUGUAUUAGCUCGUUGUUAAAAUGCAAUGGCUCUCCUUUCGACUUAUUUAAGGCUUAGCUACAUGUUCUCCAGUUUUGCAGCAAUGUCGAAACAAUAUUAUGCAAUCUUGCGAAUUGGAUUGAGAAAGUUUUGGCUAUUUUCAACCCUUUACCAACAUCGCCGACUUGCGGAGAUGUGUUUCAGGAUUUUGUAAUUAAACUGUUAUUAUAUCAUUUGCGUUACAAAAUAUUGAUUUAUAUUUCACCGUUGGUGCUUUGAUUUACACAUACGUAACGUUUCCUGCAAGUCUGGCAUUGAGUCAUGAUUAUGGGAUGACUUUGGUGUCAUUAAUACACAAACCACAUAGUCUGAAUUUAGGUCGGAAAGUUUGACGGCAGGGAAAAUGUUACAAAAGUCUGUAUGCAUGCAGAUAUUCAUAACUGCGUAGCGGUUCUUUUUGCUGGCAGAGUAAUUAAUUAGGACACAUCUGACGUAAAAUUCAUUCUGCUCCCAAAAAAUAUUUUGGGACUGACCCUAAAAUUCAUCCAGGUUUGUGGGCACCGGUUUGUGGUUGUGAUGAUUGAUUCAUGUCAACUCAAUGCGGUGGUGACUGCGUUUCUUCUUUUUGUAUAAAUAUAUAAAAUAUGCAUGCGAUAUGUGAUUGUUGAUUGAAACUCGUACAUAAUUAUCCAUUGUAUACAUACUCUGCUUUACUUUAAAACUCAAUAAUUCCGACUCACUGAAUCUUUUGUUUUCAAUUUUAGUCAGAUUACAUAAUUAGGUCCGAAAUGAAAUUAUAUAGAAUUUUAAUUCUAAGUGCAUUCAGAAUGGUUUUGACCUUGGAUAAUGCAGCAUCAAAACCUCAAUCAACGAAUAAAUUGGUUCCUGAAGGAAUUCAAACUCAAAGUACGGGAUCAUUAUGGAGGAAGAAACCUCAUAUUGAAGCAAGGUUCUUUAAUGGCGAUGCAAAUUCGUCCGUCGACCUUCAAAUUGUGAACUCUGCAUUGAAUUUGAACAGAAAUAUCAAGACUGUUGAGCUAAUUUGCAAAGCAUCGCACCCAAUUAAAUGGGAAUUUCUGGUUAAUGAAGUUUCUAUUCCCAUCCUUGAAGUGCAGUACAGAAGGGUUGUUCAACGCCUCAACAGGUCUGACGACCACUUGGAUGACGAAAUUUACCAUCUUCACGAUCCAAAUAACAGUUUUGAGGGACGAGUGGUCUUGAGGGGGCUGUUGGAAUCUCAAAGUGGCAAAUACUCUUGCCGCUUUUAUAAUGCAAGAUUUUCAAACAACUCGUACUCUCAGUCAACCAAUGUCAGCGUAUUUAUUCCAGGGGAACGCAUUUUCACCACCGUGUCUCACAUUCAGUACAUCAAUAGCAUUGACAACUCGGUUGUCAUUUCAUGUCCGGCUUCCGACUCUCGGAAAUAUGUUACUCUGCACAAGUUAAACGAAGAGGUGUUCAACAAAACAAAGAAAAUAGAAUGGGAACAAGUUCCAGCCAGAUUCAGUCCUUCGACUGGGUUUGAACUGAUAAAAGUUUCGAAAUUCCAACAACUAUUUGGAACUUAUAAAUGUGUAGCUUUUGGGAGUGAAACUUCCAUCACGGUUCAUAUAGCGGAUUCAGCCUGGAAACAAGAGUUAUAUGAUCCACUCCUCAAAAAUCAAGAGUCUUGCUGGGAAGCUCCUGCUUGCAUGAAACUGAUGCGCUCCAAGAGAAUGGAAUGCUUCUGUAGAAACUCGUUCGCCCUGUUUCUGGACUCCAAUGGAACGGAAACUAAUCGGAGAGGGAACUGUUCUGAUAUCGAGGCUGAGAUGGAGAAUUUAUCAACCUUGACGAAGAAGGACUGGCGAGUUGAAGAAUUUCUAAGGAAUGGAGAGAUAGACUCGAACGUCUGUUUCAGAGAUGAAGUACGAGGCCUCCUGAUCGGAACAGGUGCUAGAGUAAUUCUAAGAACAAUUAAAAUGGUUGAAGUAGGAUCAGAGGGAAACAACUCCUUCCCGUUGUCGUCCUCCUCCUCUCUGCAGUCGACUCGACGAGUAAACUUGACAAUUACACUUGACGGGCUUCCUGAAUGGGCUUCAGGUUUUCAAAUUGGAAUUGAGCACAACAACACUUCUUUUCCAGACUUUAGUCAUCAUCACGGUGAUGGUGGAACAACUAAUCAACGAAAGCGAAUUUCAUUUCUUGAUCAAGAACCCACCACAACGCAACUUUUCCCAUUAGCUCAUAUUCGAGCAGUGUGGAGAAAUGUAAUUAUUGACACGAAGGAAGUUAGCCGAAUUCAUGUCUAUCAGCCAGAUAGCUUUUCAUUUGAAUGGUUUCAAGUCUCGUCAGAAAUUUCAGCAAAUGCUGCCACCACCACCACCGCAAAUAAUGGAACAUUGAGCAUUGUCGGUGACGAACAAGAUGUGGGAGAAAGUUGUAGGACGACAAUUCUGAUUGUUACAUUUUUAGUACUGGCUGCGUUUGCUGUUGUGAUUGUUCUACUCUACGCCUUGAUUUACCUCCACAGACAGAGGUCACCCAAGUUGAUAAAAUACUACAAGUGUGGAAUAGAAAGAAGUAGUCGAUGUUUCGUAAAUCCGAAUGACUAAAAAACUUGAAGGAGAAUAAAUACUUAUUUUUAAAUCAA